Molecule: messenger RNA, 3083 nt
Organism: Cydia pomonella (codling moth)
Lineage: Eukaryota; Metazoa; Arthropoda; Insecta; Lepidoptera; Tortricidae
Product: cytochrome P450 9e2-like
Exons: 10
Coding region: 130-1365 (411 amino acids)
Molecular function (GO): monooxygenase activity; heme binding; oxidoreductase activity, acting on paired donors, with incorporation or reduction of molecular oxygen
Source: RefSeq, a predicted model, not a curated record
AAAUCAAAAUAAUUUACUAUAUAUUAUUUUACAACUAUUGUUUUGCUUAUUCUUUUCAGAUAUUUCGGCAUUUACCAAUACCACGUGCCUACCCUCGUACCUUGCGACCCGGAGCUCAUCCGCCGGAUCAUGGUGGCAGACUUCGCGGCCUUUAGCGACCGAGGAGUCCACAUCGACCAGGACUGCGACCCGCUGUUCGGAAGGAACCUCAUCAUGCUAAGAGGUUCAAGAUGGCGCACAAUGCGCGCGGCGCUGACCCCAGCGUUCUCCGCGUCGCGCUGUCGCAGCAUGGCGCCUCUCAUGGCGGUCUGUGCACGUAACUUACAUAUACAUCUGCGCGAGCGAGUGCGACAAGAUACAGAGCUAGAUGUCGAUGAGAUUUCUACGGCAUAUGUGAACGAUGUGAUCGCUUCAUGCGCGUUUGGAUUUGCGACGGACUCCCUCCAGGACCCGCACAACUGCAUCUUCCGGCUGGCGAAGCGAGCUGUUGUCCAGGAUACUACACAGAUCAUGAAGUUCUUCGGCUAUGAGAAUAUGAAGACAAUCAUGCAGUUGCUGAAAGUGAAAAUAAUAAAGUCCAGUGACGCCGAACAGUUCGGCGAGCUGUUUAAGUCCGCGCUGCGCGCGCGGCGCGGCGGAGCCACGCCGAGGCCGGACUUCAUACAGACGCUCGUGGACGCCGCCGGCAAAACGGCGUCAGGCGCUGAGAAUUUCGCCGACGACGACUUGGUCGCCCAGGCUGUCCUGUUCUAUAUUGCCGGCUACGACACGACGGCAAAUCUCAUCAAUUAUUUCCUCUAUGAAAUGGCUACCAACCCUACUACACAGGAAAAACUGCAGAGUGAAUUGGACCAGUUACCAGGGUCACAGGAGGACAAGGAAGCAUACGAUAAUGUCCAGGGGUUGGAAUACUUGGACAUGUGUGUCUGCGAGGUUCUGAGGUUGUGGCCCCUGGUCGGUGCCGCAGAUCGGCGCUCGGUUGCGCGCUACGACUUUGGCCCAAGCCAGCCCGAUGGAAAUACUCACUUUGUUGCAGAAGCGGGCGUGCACAUAUGGCUACCAGUAUAUUCCCUGCAUCGCGAUGCACGCUACUGGGUCGACCCUCACCAGUGCGAUCCGGAGCGCUUCUCCUCUACCAACAAGCACAAGAUUCUACCCUACACAUACAUGCCGUUUGGUACUGGGCCUAGACACUGCAUCGGGUCCCGUUUCGCGACAACAGCAGCAAAAGUGUUCCUGUCGCAGUUCCUCCGGCACUACAGCGUCAGCGGCGGCUCGUCACGAAAACUUGACCCCAGGGCCUUCAUUCUGCGACCCAAAGACGGCUUCACUCUCACUGUUACUCCGAGGAACAACAACAUAUGAUUAUUAUUAUAGUUAACACAUGAUUAUUAUUGCAUCCUUUAUCAAAACUCACGUACACUUGACUCUAAGAGGGCCUUCAUUAGUGAUUAUAUUCUCUUUGGCCUUCAUCUGCGACCCAAACCCGGGUACACUCUCACUGUUUGUCCUAAAAACAACAAUAUAUUCUUAUAGUUUUCCUUAACGAUAAUCAUUCGAUGCAACUUUUAUAUGGCAUCAAUUGGCUAUUUAAAUUUACAAAUAAUGCUUUCGGAAACCAUAAAAUAAUGCUGCAGAAAAACAAAUAAAACUAACAAUGGAACGAACACCGGGGGGGGUGAGGCCUUGAAAAGAGUCACGACUAUUGUGGCCACAAAAUGCUGCCUCGCCGGCGCCGCGCGGGACCCUAUUUGAAUUUGACGACGAAAAUAUACAUAUGUAAAUAAAUUAACAGUUAGCUUCGCAGAUGGCCGAUUUAAGUUUUAGAUGCGUUAGUGGGACAUAUUAUAAGAUAAUUAAAAAUAACUAAUGAUGCCUAGAUUACGUAACAACGCUCUGAGCAGGAGCAAUUCUGUUUCAUAUUACCUUGUAUGUCUGUCUGUCCAAUGGUCAAUCUCAUACCCGGAUUUAAAAGUGCUUUAUUGCUGAGGAUUACUCGAUAAUUCAAAAACAUCUACAAGUCAAAGUUUUGAUCAAAAGUAGGUCAUUUUGUGCAAAACGUUUCUGCCUGCUGUCCAUAGGUAUUUGUUUUGAUUAAAUUUCCAAAUUUGAAAAUGAUAGGCUCGGUUAAAAACAGUUUUUUACCUACUCUUAGAGCAUAAAGUGCUUUAGUUUUAUUAUUAAGUAAAACGGGACUUAAUCGAGUCAUGAAAUAUCAAAUAUAAAAUCAUUUAUUUGCUAGAAUCAUGAAGGUAUACAUAAAGCUUAUUAUCUAGGUCCGUGGCUAGAAUACAGUCAAGUGGAUGUUGUCAAAUACAUUUCAAGGAACAUGUAUUCAGCCAGCUAAUGGGCAUGCAAAUCUUAUAUUCAUAAAUAAAUUAAUCUAAUUUAUACUACAUUAUAACUACUAAAUUUAAUAAAUAUGGUCAAAACAUAAAGCAUUUUAUACUAAAAAUUCCGAUAAAUGUUUCCUAAAUACAGGCAGUGAGAAUAAUAUGUAUGUAAUUAUCGUGAAAUUUUAAACACAAGAACAAGUUUUAUAAAAUAGAGCUCAGAUUGCUCAGAAUAACAGGCUUAAACUAUUAAGUAAAAGCAUUAAAAGCAUGUAGCAAGCGAGGCAUGAAAAAGAAGUUGAGAGAAGCAAUCUUCGUACUUAUAUUCCCGUACGCUCCGCUCCACUACUCGCAACUAGAAUACGAGUAUCUAUUAAAGUAUUAGAACCCGCUCUGCUAGCUAAAUUCUUAGUACUGAAAGUUAAUGUAGCAAACUGAACUUAAGAAUUACUUCAGACUGAGUGCUGGAAACUAACCGGGGUUUCGACGCAAAUUAUAGGGAAUGAUCGGAGAAACUAAUUAAAUUAAAUAAUCUUUUUUUAUUAUACAGGGAAUCUUCUUAUUAUUUAUUUAUUUAAUCUUUAUUGCACAAUACAUGAAGGUAAAAAUGGCGGACUUAAUGCCUUAAAGGCAUUCUCUACCAGUCAACCAAUGGGUUAAACCAGAAAGAUUAAGUAGGUGCAGUGUCUUUUAAAGUAAAUGAAUUUGUAACCGAGACUAUAUAUGAAUAUAAAAAAUACAUUGAUAAAC